Thyridium curvatum is the source of this 1572-nucleotide messenger RNA. RefSeq lists its product as uncharacterized. The transcript has 5 exons. The record is from RefSeq and is a predicted model, not a curated record. The coding region runs from base 1 to 1572 and encodes 523 amino acids. NCBI's taxonomy places the organism in Eukaryota, Fungi, Ascomycota, Sordariomycetes, Thyridiales, Thyridiaceae. Gene Ontology annotation, molecular function: O-methyltransferase activity.
AUGAAGUUUUCCAGCGUGUCCAUCCCGCUCUUCCUCGCAGGCAGCGCCGCCGCCGCUUCCGGGACAGCCGCGUCGACGGGCGGGAGCUCCACCUCGGCGUCGGCAGCCUCGGCGUCGUCGACCGACCUCCCCUCGCUCGUCAGCCAGCUGCCCAGGUGCGCCCUGCCGUGCCUCGAGUCCGCCGCCCAGAGCGUCAACUGCCAGGCCAGCGACUUCACCUGCCUGUGCGCCGCGCAGUCCAAGCUGCUCGCCGCCCUCGGCCCCUGCAUCAUCACGUCGUCCUGCAAGCCCGCCGAGAUCAACACCGCCAAGGAUGUCGCGCCCCAGAUCUGCAACGCCAUCAAAGGCGCGCAGCCGUCGCAGGUGUCGGCCGCGGCUUCCGUCGUGACAUCGGCCAUGGGCUCCAAGUCCACGAAUGCCGCCGCGCCGGCUAGGACGGCGUUUCCUGUCGCUGCGGCCGUGACAACCCUUGCUAUGUCAACCCAGAUGGAGGUUCUAGCGAAGCAAAUCGCCGACUCUGUCGAAUCCCUGAAGCGUGACAACAAGUCUCCUGAGGAAGAAGCACAACACCGAGCAGUAAUAGCCAAGAGUGCGCAUGCUUUGGCUCACCUAACGAAAACGCCCAUUGAGCACCUGAUGGACCGCUUCGUCAUCUACACCGAAGAUGCUGCCCUGGCACUAUUCAUUCAGUGGAAAGCCUUUGAUGUCAUCCCGGAGGAAGGGACCAUUUCAUAUCAAGAACUCGCCAGCAAGCUUGAUGCCGAUGUAUCACUGAUCAGUAUGGAGCUUCUGUCUUCUCCCCAUGACACGGUCGAGGGCAUUUUGAUCCCCAUGUUCUCAUUCCCCUCGUACUUUGAAAAGCACGGCAGGAAAGAACCCGCCUCGCGCCGCCACACGCCCAAGGCCUUUGCCGACGGCCAGGACGGCCUGACGGUCUGGGAGAUCGUCAACCAGGACCCCGCGAAGAAGGCGCGCAUGAUGGCCGCCAUGGCGCUCUUCGAGAGCUCCGUGCCCGUCGUCGCGGGCUACAGCUUCGACUGGGUCGUCGCCGCCGCCGCCGAGUCACCGCGCCGGGCCUUGGUCGUCGACGUCGGCGGCGGCCGGGGCCACUCGCUCGUGGCCAUCUGCGAGCGGACGCCCGGGCUCGACAUCAGGCGCUGCGUGCUCGAGGACCUCGAGCCCGUGCUCGACGCGGUGCGGGAGGCUGCCGACGGGCCGAUCCGUGACGCGCAGCUCGUGGCCCUCGACUUCCACCGGGAGCAGCCCAUCAAGGGAGCUUGCGCCUACUACAUGAGCCGCUGUCUUCACGACUAUGGCGACGAUGAGUGCGUGGGCAUGCUGGCUCGGCUCGCGGACGCCAUGGCGGCGGACAGCAGGGUCCUCAUCAAGGAGCAGCUCUUGGACGACCCGCCAGCUCCGCAGUCGGCAGCUUCCGACAUCAACAUGCUGGCGAUAGGGGGCAAGGAGAGGAACCUAGCCGGGUUCGAGAGCAUCACCUCGAGGGCCGGGCUCAAGAUCAAAGAGGUUGUCAGGGAGGGCACCUUUGCCAUCUUGGAAUGCGUCAAAGCUUGA